Callorhinchus milii (elephant shark) is the source of this 3059-nucleotide messenger RNA. Its product is annotated as glutamate receptor ionotropic, delta-2. Gene Ontology annotation, biological process: monoatomic ion transport; synaptic transmission, glutamatergic; modulation of chemical synaptic transmission. NCBI's taxonomy places the organism in Eukaryota, Metazoa, Chordata, Chondrichthyes, Chimaeriformes, Callorhinchidae. Gene Ontology annotation, molecular function: glutamate-gated receptor activity; transmitter-gated monoatomic ion channel activity involved in regulation of postsynaptic membrane potential. The record is from RefSeq and is a predicted model, not a curated record. Gene Ontology annotation, cellular component: plasma membrane; postsynaptic membrane. The transcript has 16 exons. Bases 84 to 3059 code for a protein of 991 amino acids.
GAGACAGAGAGUGAGAGACAGAGAGAGAAGAUUGCCAGAGGCUCCUCGCCUUCACGUUAUGUGGUGGACACAGUGCCUGUUGGAUGCCAACCCACACUGAGGGUGAAAAAGAAAUGGAAGUUUUUCUGGCCUUGGCUCUGGCCAUCUCCUGGCUUCUGUGUACAGACACUGUGGCCAGUGACUCCAUCAUCCACAUAGGUGCAAUCUUCGAGGAAUCUGCCAGAAAGGAUGACAAGAUGUUUCGCUUGGCUGUCGCUGAUGUGAAUAUGAAUGAAGAGAUUUUGCAGAACGAGAAAAUAACCUUCUCUGUCCGAUUCGUGGAUUCCAACAAUCCAUUUCAAGCUGUUCAAGAAGCCUGUGACCUGGUGUCACAAGGGAUUCUGGCUCUCGUCAGCUCCACUACCUGUGCACCUUCGGCCUCGCUCCAGUCCCUGGCGGAUGGCAUGCACAUUCCUCACCUCUAUAUCCAGAGAGCCACGGCUGGGACUCCGCGCUCGCGAUGUGCCAUCACGAGGAACACCAGGAGCAAUGAUUACACGCUGUCCGUCCGACCCCCAGAUUAUUUCAAUGAAGUUAUUCUUAAAGUUAUCACUGAAUUCUCCUGGCAGAAGUUUAUGAUCUUCUACGAUGGCGCCUACGACAUUCGGGGGAUCCAGGAGUUCUUGGGCCAAGCCGGUCGGCAGGGAAUAGAGGUCUCGCUCCAAAAGGUUGAGACUAGCAUCAGCAGUAUGUUCACAAGUCUCUUCUCCACCCUCGGCUUUGAUGAGUUAAGCCGUUUCCGAGAUAUGCUUCGUCGAGCUUUGCUCUUCCUCAACCCACGCACAGCGAAGACCUUUAUCAGCGAGGCUGUCGAUACCAAUUUGGCAGCUGUUGACAGUCACUGGAUCUUCAUCAAUGAGGAGAUCAACGACGCAGAUGUACGUGAGCUGGGCCGGAGGCUAACAGGGAGGCUGACUGUGAUCCGGCAGACGUUUCCCAUGUCCGAGAGCAAGAGCCAAUACUGUCUGAGCCAAAGGCACAGGUUCUCCUCCGCCAUGUGCAACCCCAAGGACCCCUUCACCCAGCACAUGGAGAUCUCCAAUCUCUACGUGUACGACAGUGUUUUGCUGCUGGCUGACGCCUUCCAUAAGAAGCUGGAGGACAGAAAGUGGCACAGCAUGGCCAGCCUGACUUGCAUCCGCAAAAACUCCAAACCCUGGCAAGGCGGAAGGUCCAUGAUCGAAACCAUCCAAAAGGGACAAGUAAGUGGAUUAACGGGAAUGUUAAAUUUCAGGGAAGACGGCGUAAAUGCCAACGUUCUGUUUGAAAUUCUGGGUACGAGUUACAGCGAGGAUAAGGAGCGAGGCAUUCAACGUCUGGGUGUGUGGAGCCCGACAAGUGGAUUUAACGGCUCGCUGGUGGAUCAAAAGCUGGACAACAGGAUGGAGGGCGUGACUCUGCGGGUCGUGACAGUUCUGGAGGCUCCGUUUGUUCUGGUGGCAGAGAACGUGUUUGGGCAGCCUAAAGAAUUCUGCGGCUACUCCAUCGACGUCCUAAACACCCUGUCACAGCAGCUCGGCUUCAAGUACCAAAUCUACCAAGUGCCCGACCGGCAGUACGGCAAAAUCCAGCGGAACGGCAAAUGGAACGGGAUGAUCGGAGAGCUGAUUAACAAGAGAGCUGACCUGGCGGUCUCCGCCUUGACCAUCACGCCGGAGAGAGAGAACGUGGUGGAUUUCACCGGCCGCUUCAUGGACUUCACCCUGGGUUUCCUGCUGAAAAAACCAGAGGACAAAGUGGACAUGUUCACCUGCCUGGCGCCCUUCGACCUGUCCGUGUGGGCGUGUAUCAUCGGCACCUUGUUUAUCGUGGGCCUCCUGAUCUGUAUGUUUACCUGGGCCACACCCUCCCCACUGCAGAUCGGGUCCGUCACGUCCACUACCCUGUACAAUGCCGUGUGGUUCGUGUACGGAUCCUUCGUACAGCAAGGAACGGGAGGAGAGAUCCCAAUUAACACGUUGGCAGUUCGCUUAUUGAUGGGCUUUUGGUGGCUCUUCGUCUUCAUAAUCAUCUCGACCUACACAGCAAACCUGACCGCCAUCCUAACCAGCAACCGCAUCGACAAUCCCAUUCGAUCUUUUCAGGACCUGGCUAAGCAAACAGACCUCCCCUUCGGCACGGUGCACAAUUCGGAAGUGUUUCAGAUAAUCAAGAUGAAGGGGCAGAACCCGUUUGAGGUUGAACAAACCUAUGCUCACAUGUGGAGCAUGAUAAACAGAACCGAGGGCUCAGAAAACCGGGUGAAGGAAGUGCACGAGGGAAUCCAGAGGGCAAAGGUCGGGAAUUAUGCCUUUGUGUGGGACGUGGCAGUGCUGGAGUACGUGGCGGAGAACGAGCCCGAUUGCGCCUUCGUCACGGCAAGGAACUCCAAAGUGGAUCGUGGCUACGGCAUUGCUCUGCAGGACGGCAGCCCAUACAGGGACAUCUUCUCACACAGGCUUUUGGAGUUGGAGCAGAGUGGGGAGCUGGACGCCCUGAAGAGGAAGUGGUGGCCAGAGGCGGGGAUGUGUGACUUACAGACUCAUGGCAAGGGACACGGCAAAGGCGGGGCUAUGGCGCUGCACAACUUUGCGGGGGCAUUUGGCUUCCUGGCCUUGGGCGUGAUUCUGGCUUUAACUGCAGCCAUGUUGGAAAUCUGGUGGAAGAACAAAAAGAAAACAAGUUCUCUCACAGAGGAGGACAAAGAGGUGGAGAUGGAACAGUUUGAGAAGCAGGUGGACGACCUGUGUAAGACUGAGGACAAUCCGCUGAAGUUCUCCCCGUCCUUUGUGGACCUGAACUCUUUCGAGCUGUCCAUGGUGCCGGCUGGGGAGACGCUGGAGACCUUCAGUGACUUCAGGAACACUAUGACCAUGUCAACCUUCAUCCCCGAACAGAUGAGGAGGACAAGCGCGUGUAGCUUAUCAGCUAAGACUCUCUCGGGAUUGCCGAUGGGCGGCACGCCCGUCUCACAGACCCCGCAGUGCGGGUGCACGUCCCGUGAUGACGAGGACCGCUCCAGCCCCUCGACCUUCCUCUGA